GCAUGCAGCCUCACAGUGGCUUUUCGAGUGACCCGCCUCUUACAAGUCCGCCCCGCGUUUAUAUCCCGCAAUCCCAGAACUCAUACACACACGUAGUAGGUUCAUACAGACCAGAAUCCAGGCCCGUAUCUAGCCGCUCAGCGAACUUGGGCGUUGGUUUUGAUGCUCCGUCAUUCGACUUGAAUUCGCCUUAGAGCCCUCAAUACGUCACCCCCACUAGAGCAUCCAAUAAAUAGAGCUAGUACAAAGGUUGUCGGGCCCACCGGUAUGAGUCGUGCAAAGACUAUGAUUUCGAAGAAGAAGGCCCCAGUACGGUACUACGACUACAGUGAGCAGUUUCAUCGCGAUGAAUGUCGCGACAAGUAGAGACGAUCGAAACGAGACGUAUACGUCCGAGACAUCGAACAUCGAAGACCUACCAGCUUCACCUGUAGCCCCGCGCGUUACGAACGAUCCGAAGAAACAAGGAGUGGGGAUUUUGACAAGAGGCGAUACCAAGAGUUUGAUUGAGUCCAUGGACAUAUCCAGGAAUGUUGAGUUUACUCGGCCGGAUGGCUUCCUCAACAAGAAGCAAUCUGUGCCCCAUCAACAUGUCAUGGAAGCAGGACAUCCAGGAGAGAGGGAGAACAAUGGAGGCACCACUUCCUUGCAGAAUGAUUUGAGUCUUUAUACUCGAGAACCGUCAUCAGGUGAACGAUCUUCCCACUCUUUCAACAUACCAUCCCGAUCAUCAGAACCCGCAACAUCCACAUCCCCAAAACACGGUAAAGAAUCCAAGUCAUCUUCCAGUAUCAACCAAGAAGAAUACCCGAUAGAUCCAUACCCCCCUUCUUCUCCAGCAGUCCAAGUCGCUGCUGUAUCUCCCCUAUCUGAAGCCACAACCGCGCUCCGCACAGAAGAGCCUCCCAUAGCACGAAGAGUCAGAUUUCUCAUCCUCCAACAGAUUGACUCGCACUCUGUAGUUGGUGAAACCCCAAACCCUACCUUAUCUCAGCAAAACCCCGACAGCACAUCUUCUAGAACCCAAUCACACCCACCCGUAUACUCCCCUUCCCCUCGAGACCACAUUACCUGCUCCUCGACGACCCGUCGCCGAGAGUCUGGUAUGAGCGAUGGCGAACCAACUUCGCAUGCAGCAUGGUAUGGUCAUGCCGCACCAACUUCAGUACCAUUGACGGGUGUUCAAGGCGAUGCCGCAACUCGGCUUCCCUCAAGGUAUCGACGCAGCAGCUCAGACAACGAUAUCGAUACUGCAUUCCCCCCAAUCACACAACUUGCCUCCAGCGCAACACAACCGACUCCAUCAGUCCAGCCCAGAUGCGCCUUUACGCCACUCCCGUUCCAACUGCGACGUCUCCCUCGACGCCAACAAGUCGGGUCAAUCUCAGAGUAAAAAGUGGCCUUGCAUCUACAUCCACUGGCAACGCACCAGUCUCAACAUCUCCGCCAGCUGGCCCCAGAGAGGCAGGAUUUCGCGAUGCGGUGGUCGGAAUAUACUUCGCCGUGGACAAACUGCUCCCAGAGUCGGAAGCGUGUUGCUGUUGUUGUUGCUGCUUUUGAUGAGAAGAUUUGUGCAUACGCCUAGUGAAGGGAGACUUGGCUGUGGAUCCCCGGCCUGUGGCGAGGCUUCCGAGGGCGGUGGUUGAUUAGGUGGAUGAGUAGGAUGAUCUUGCAAGGGAUAGGGUAGGGUGUUAUAGAUGAGAAACAACGAGGAUGGUUGUUUGGGUUGCUUUGGUGAUGGGGUUGAUGCGAAGCAAUGGAGAGAAGUUUCCUUCCCCCCCUUCCAGCAAGCAAUUUUAUUCCAUGAUCAUAUAUCAUUGGGAUAAAUUC
Messenger RNA from Bipolaris maydis ATCC 48331, 1830 nucleotides. The record is from RefSeq and is a predicted model, not a curated record. Lineage: Eukaryota; Fungi; Ascomycota; Dothideomycetes; Pleosporales; Pleosporaceae.